This is a messenger RNA of Bactrocera latifrons, 683 nucleotides long. RefSeq names its product pupal cuticle protein Edg-78E-like. Gene Ontology annotation, cellular component: chitin-based extracellular matrix. Bases 67 to 567 code for a protein of 166 amino acids. NCBI's taxonomy places the organism in Eukaryota, Metazoa, Arthropoda, Insecta, Diptera, Tephritidae. The transcript has 2 exons. Gene Ontology annotation, molecular function: structural constituent of chitin-based larval cuticle. The record is from RefSeq and is a predicted model, not a curated record.
AUUUAGUGUCUUCAUUAGCAAACUACUGCUUUAGUCGUUUCCCAAAGAUAAUCCUAUUAAAUUAAAAUGAAUAAAUUUAUCAUUAUUGCCACCAUUGCUUCACUAGCGUGUGUUGCCCACGGAGCCAUUAGCCACGGUACUCACGCAGAGACACUGAAGCAUAACAGCCAACUGAACCAGGAUGGCAGCUACAAACACGACUACUCCACUUCCAAUGGUAUUAGCGCUCAAGAAGAAGGCUACGGUGGUCAUCAUGCCAGCGGCGGUUUUGCUUACUACUCACCUGAAGGUGAACUGAUUCAGCUCUCCUAUUUGGCUGAUGAGAACGGCUUCAAACCGCAAGGCAGUCACUUGCCCACACCUCCACCAAUUCCACCACAAAUCCUCAAGUCUUUGGAAUAUAUUCGCCUUCACCCAUAUGAUGAGGAAGCUGCUCAUCAUAAGCAACAACACCAGCAACAACACCAGCAACAGCAACAACGUCCACAGCAACAAUUCCAUCAUGUGGCGGCACCAAGCCAUCAAGUGAAGAACUUGCGUCGCCCAGCUCAACGCAGACACUUUUAAGAAACCAAAAGACGAAUAGUUAUUUUUAAUAAUGGACAAGUUCCUACAUCAAGGCUCAAAGCAUUGCAUUGUACAUAUUAUUCCUAAUAUCAAUAAAUACUAUUGUCCAACGAAAA